AUGUCAUCCACGUCAGAAAAUAUCGCAGCUGCUCAGACAUCGAGCCAGACGCAGGCCCAAGGCGAGGCUCAGGCGCUAGGCGGUCAACAGCAGGAGAUGACGGAGACUGAAUUGGCCGAGUUGCAGACUGGCACCGCCCCUAUCCCACGCACCAUGGACACAUCGCCCUCGCAGCUAGACCCACGAUUCGACCCGGAUGACCUUCGCCAAGGUAAAGCCCCUCCCGCAGCCCGCAAAGGCGGAGUCCUGGGCACGGUGAACCAGCAUCGUCCUCACCUGCGCAAGAACGUGAAGAAGGUCAAGAAGCUUGUUCCUAAGCGCAGCCUGGUGCCCGGCUUCAAGGGGAGCACUAAGAGGGAAGGAAACGAGGAAAUGGUCGAGGUCGAGGAGGACGUCGAGGAGUCGCCAUCUCCGGGCGAGGAGGAGGGUCACGCAGUCGGAGAGGAAGGGGAAGGAGAGGCAGAGAAGAAGCAUGGUUUGAUGGGCAAAAUCUUCCAUCAUAAGAGCUGA
Jaminaea rosea is the source of this 510-nucleotide messenger RNA. RefSeq lists its product as hypothetical. The transcript is spliced from 2 exons. Lineage: Eukaryota; Fungi; Basidiomycota; Exobasidiomycetes; Microstromatales. The record is from RefSeq and is a predicted model, not a curated record. Bases 1 to 510 code for a protein of 169 amino acids.